AAUAGGAAUCGCCAACAUAAUAAAAAUACAUAACCUUAUUCUGAAGUGGUAUUUUCUGUUUCUGUAUUGGGAAAAUAUUUUUUAAAAUGAAUUUACAGAAACUAGCUUCAAAGUUGUUACCUUUAAGAGGUACAACAAAUCUCAUUCAAGUAUGUGCAUUCAAAAACUUCCCAGCCCCAGAGAACUAUGACCACAUUAGUAUUCCUGAUAGGCCUAAACUUAGGUUUAUGGACAAAGUGCCACAAUACCCACCAACUACUAAACCACCAAAGAUGCAGAAAAAGUUGCAUUUGAUGAGAGGUCCUGAAUUGAUACACAACAAAUUGGUUCACAAACAGUAUGGAAUAAUGGCUCUUGGAGGAGGUAGAUUAAGGUUUGGUCAUUUAGAAAUGUUGCGUUUGACUAUUGGUCGUAAAAUGGAUACGAAUCGCAUGUUCGCUGUUUGGAGGAUAGAUGCACCUUGGCAGCCAGUGACAAAGAAAGGCCAGGGCCAGAGGAUGGGUGGUGGAAAAGGAGCGAUCGACCAUUACGUAACGCCGGUGAAGGCAGGCAGGAUAAUUCUCGAAGUUGCUGGAAAAUGCGAAUACGCUGAGGUGAAGCGCUUCUUGGAAGAUUUAGCUAUGAAAAUGCCGUUCAAAGCAAUGGCAGUUUCUCAAGAGAUUUUAGACGAGAUGAAACUUAAAGAGGAAGAAGAGGAAAAAUGCAAUGUGAAUGAAUACACAAUGAAAUAUGUUAUUCAGAAUAACUUGGGUGGAUGUCAGAAAUGGCUCAGGCCCAAUGAUAUGAAAUACUUUGGCAAAUAUUUGUAAAUUAUAGAUGAAAUU
Nicrophorus vespilloides is the source of this 824-nucleotide messenger RNA. RefSeq names its product 39S ribosomal protein L16, mitochondrial (gene mRpL16). Gene Ontology annotation, molecular function: structural constituent of ribosome; rRNA binding. The transcript has 4 exons. The record is from RefSeq and is a predicted model, not a curated record. Gene Ontology annotation, cellular component: mitochondrial large ribosomal subunit; ribosome. Gene Ontology annotation, biological process: mitochondrial translation. NCBI's taxonomy places the organism in Eukaryota, Metazoa, Arthropoda, Insecta, Coleoptera, Silphidae. The coding region runs from base 87 to 809 and encodes 240 amino acids.